GCAAAGCUCUAAACGUUAAAACUAAAAUCUACUCAGUCUCUUUCUAGACUGACCUGUGAUUGAUCAAAAUCUCCAGACACGGGCCAGAAAAGAAGAAGUUUUUGAGCGGUUCUAUAUAUCAAAGCCAGCCCAGGCCUUUUUUCUUUACACACUAUUGGACAACCCCCCCCCCAAGCAGCUGCUUAGUCUGCUCCAUAUGAUACAAAGACUGUGACGGUCUCAUAUUGUACAUAUGUACUUAUUGAUCCACAUUCAGAAGGACGCCUAUGACUGGUACUGUAAGAAUGUUUUUGGUAUAUGGAAUUAUGGAUCGGUAAGUGCAAUAUGUUGCCUACCGCAGCUUAAACGUUGGUGGUGACAGAUUUACCCACAAUGCACAGGUCUGUCACUUGCAAGAAACAAGAAGCUACACGUCAUAAAAACGUAUGAGCUGUAAAAGUUCCCCAGCAACACGCAACAAUGUGACACAAUGUGACACAAUGUGCCUCUCGUUUUGUGUCCUUUCACGUUUGCCCAUCCGGAUCCGUUCCGGGUUUUAUGCGACGCUGGCUGCAGCUUGCAGCAGCAGCUCACUCAAACACUCUCACACUUACAUACUGAGCUCAAAUGGAACAGUAGUGUGGUGGAUACAUCCAAACCUAUUUUUGAAGUGUGGUUUUUCUUCUGCUGCAGACUGUGCAGAACACAGACAUGCUACCAAAGACGCGCCUCGGGAAGCGUUCACCACUCGGUGCGCUGGUGAGCUCCGCGUGUACGGCGGGAGCAAACCCAGAGACAGCCAAGACUGGUGUCACCAUGGCAACGGCAGCGGGACCUCAGGCCAUCACCAGAGUCAGGGGUCACCUUGGACUGAAGGUGUAUUUUCAGUGUGCAGGAAAAGGUGAAUCUCCAGGAAUGGCGGAUCAGCUGGAUCUCACGGAGAGUGACAUCUCUGCUGUUUGGCCUUCAUCUCAUUCUUCCUCCUCCUCGUCAGUGCUUCCAUCCAACAGCAGAUGCGUGUCCUCUUGCAUCGACGUCCCCAGCAGACGGAGGAGUCCAGGGGACGUGGACAUGGACGAAUUGAUGGCGGCGAUGGUCCUCAGCAGUUUGUCCUGUAGCCCUCUGAUGCACAGUCCCACCAAUCCUGAACCACCAGCUCCGGUGAUGGACUGUGUAGGCGGCGAGCUCUCUGACAGCAGCAGCAGCGGCAGCGGCUACUGGAGCAUCGGCCAGGCCAACGGAAGCCCGGCCCCGUCUCCACCAAUCCUAGAGAAUGACGUCAACCUGACUGCAGUCCCCGACGAGGGGCUGGACAUGGAGAUGGAACAGGAGAUCUCUGACGAGCCGGCGCCGAGGAAGCGCAGAAACUCGGUGAAGGUGGCGUACAGGUGUCUGUGGCCCGCCUGUGGAAAGGUGCUGACCACGGUGGUGGGAAUCAAACGUCACAUCAGAACAACACACCUGUGCCGUGGUGGAGAACAUGAGCGCUGUUCUCGCAGCGAAGAGGAUUUUUACUACACCGAGGUCACCCAGCAUCAGUCUCCUCCACACCCUCCCCCCUGUAGCCCUGCCCCCUCCUCGCCGUCCAACUGCCCCGCCUCACCAGCGAGCCCUUCAUCACCCUCCUCUCCAUCUCCCCCGUUCCCAACCUGCAGCACUCUGAGUUCCUCUGCGCCUUCCGGCAGCUUCUGGCAGGUCAAGUCAGAGCACUCCUACCAGGCUCCGCCUCCCAGCCAAGUCAUCACAGAGGCAGCUUCCAUCGCGGCGUCCAGUCGUUGGACAGCCCCACCUUCCACCUGCUUCAACAAACAGGCUUUGCCGUUCAGAGUGCGUUCAGUCAGUGUUGGGGAACAGUGGCUGCAGAACCACAGCACCCCCUGCAGGAGGAUCCGCGGAGAGGCUAAGAAGUGUCGGAAGGUUUACGGCAUCGAGCACAGAGAUCAGUGGUGCACGGCCUGUCGUUGGAAGAAAGCCUGCCAGCGCUUCCUUGACUGAACGGGAAGGAUGAACAUAAAUGGACAAGCAGAGGAGUUGGUCACUGAGGGGGGAAUGUACAGAGGACGGACAGUCCAUCUUCAGACUAUGGACGAAGUGGAGUCGUACUGUGGAGUUGGACAGAGAGGGACUGUCAGCGAGGAGCUUGGCUUCGCCUGGUGGAUGUUUUAUACCUAAAUUUGCCUCUAGAUUAGUUUUUAUACUUGUACAUUUGCUUUAAGUCUCUUUCAUUUUUGAAUGUGUAGUUUAUAGCUGCUGCUGUCGUCUAACAGAACCGUUUGUCCCGUCGGUGCUCUUUUUUGUGAUGAAGUGAUCUGGGGCAGCUAUGAUGUGACCUUUGACCUGGUCACCUGUUGACCUGAGGCAGCUGAGUGGCCAACGCUCCUCGUGUGUUCUUAAAUUACAAACAGCCUCUGCGUCAAUUAAGUUAAGCAGAGUAGCUGCUUAACUUUAGGCUUUAAAGGCCCAGUUUUACUAAUAUUUUGCAGCAAAGUCAAUAUUUCUCAGUUGAAUCAAUGUGACUUGAUAAUUUACUUUAUUUUACAGGAUUAAAAUAAAGCCUGUUUUAUCGAACCGUCCUGACAGAGAUCUAAGCACACAAGUUUGCUAAUUUCUUAUUGCAUACAGGUAAUUGAUGGCCACACUUGCCAAUACAGCCUAGGCUACAUUGCCUUUAGGGUGAAGGUCGGAGUUAAAUCGCCUCAAUCAGAGGAAGAAGAAUUGCUUUGCUACCAUGGUCCAUAAAAUAAACAUUUGUGAUAUUCAGUAUAUUAGUUAACACAAGGCCAUAAGUGUCAUUUAUGCUCAAUGUUAGAACGUUAGAUACAUAUGCAAACAGAUGGAGCCCCUUGUCCAUAUCUGUAGUAUUAUUAUUAUUACAUUAUUUGUAUCCGUGAGAUUUCAGUUGACUUGCACAAAGGAACUAAAGCAGUACCACCAUAAAUUGAGGGGUACAGUGUAGCCAACAGUUUGUGUGACAACUCCCUUUGAAAUUCAACAGUGGCGUAACUUUAUGAGACUGUGCGUGUUGAUAAUGAACUCAACAACAAUGUGGCCGCUUUUGCUUGAAAUAAGCGUAUAUCUCUUUUUGUACAUAAACAUAAAUUCGCCAGAGGAUUAAUAGGGAGAGCCGCUUGGCCGCAACCGUGACUUAGUUCAUACAACUGAUAACCAAUAAGUGUAAUAAGUGUAACCAAACCCCUAAACCACUUUCUUUGGAUAUAUAAUGUAAUGUUAUUUUGAGAUCCAGGUGCAAAUCUUCACAGUUUAGUAGGAAAAAUUGAAAUUAUACUGCCUCUGUCUGGUCAAACACCAGCUACUGCAUUCAAAUUUUUGCCAUUGGCUUUCCUAGUUCACUCUUCCAUCACCCUCUUGUCUAAUCAGCGUGAGGCUCGCUGUCCCAGACUCCUCCCCUUUUUGUUUGACGUCAGAUUUCGCUAUCAGACGACGUCUCCUGCUCUAUUUCUCACUCUUCCUCCCUCCUCUUCUCCCUAACUCAGGUCUCAGCUCACUACUUGACAGAUUGGGGUUUAGUUACACUUUGUUUCGAGGAAAUGUGGAAAAAAGUGGAGCUUCUAGCUCUAUAAGAGGAUUCUAACCAUUAGCACGAAGAUGUUAGUAUAACCUAUUCAAUUCAAUUGGUGAAUCAUUUCUAGCAAUUAUGGCGCAGACAAAAAUAAUAAUUCUUAUUGCCUCAACGUGUGAAUAUUUCAGGCCAUAGCAUUUGAGCUCAGAGCUAAUGCAAGCUGUCCAUUUCCACUUAGAAAUGUGGACUGGCCCAAGUCUAUAUUGUUUGAUUGUAGAAUAAACGUUGUGGUCAGAAACUCGGUGCUAAUGUGUCCGUCUGGUGCUACAGAGGCCGUGGUGUAAUGCGCGGUUAGAUCAGGAAAGAACUGAUUCAGGAUCAGCUUCAGCUCCUCUCACACCAAAGCUGUCACUGAACACAUGAUGGUGUGGCCUUUCUGAUGUUUUGCACCUGACGAACACCAAACCAGUGACUCAGCAAGUUGAACCGUUUUGUUGAUUUUGUAUGUUUGGUUGAUAUCAGUGGAGUUUGCCUGUCAGCAUGUGGGCUUAAGUCUCACAAACAUCAUGUCCAUGUUGGUGCUUCUAUAAAACAUGAAAUGAAGAAAAAUGUCAAUUGUUUCCAAAUACUCCCAAAAAAAAAUUCCCUCAAGUCUUGUUUUGUCCGCAAACCAAAAAUAUUAAGUUUACUGUAAAAGAGGAGCAACGAACAUGCUAAAACCACAAAAAAAAAAAACAGUUGAUUAGUAAUUGAUUCCUUCAUCAAUUCAUUACAGCCCUACUUUGCAAUAACAGUCGUCUCCCACAUUGUACAUACAUGUAUCCAUCACUCUUCAUCUAUUAAUUUCCCUUCACUUGCAUAGUUAGGAAGCAAAAGCCAUUUCCACUCCUGAUGAAACCACAUGCAGUAUUGAUCACACAGUCAAGUUUUAUCACAACUAACACAAUGCACACCAAUAUGAGUAUAUACGUCAUAAUAUGUACUUGCUCCUGGGGUAUACAUACAGAUAUAUACAUACACUGGGUCCAUAUAUCAAAUUGUGAUGAUUCCUGAAGAUUUUUAUCAGUCAUUGUUGCCGCAGAAAGACGUUUGUUUGCAUUGAAUUCUGUACGUAAUUUUUUUAUAUGUUCGUUUAAGAGCAACAAAAGUUCAACGUUGAUCAUUGUAAUCAAAUCAUUUCUAAGAUGCACUCUUUUAUACAUGUGAAAUCGCGAUGUUAUAAUAAACUGGAAUGAGCUGAAAA
Molecule: messenger RNA, 4742 nt
Organism: Solea solea (common sole)
Lineage: Eukaryota; Metazoa; Chordata; Actinopteri; Pleuronectiformes; Soleidae
Gene: znf395a
Product: zinc finger protein 395a
Exons: 10
Coding region: 691-1974 (427 amino acids)
Biological process (GO): regulation of transcription by RNA polymerase II
Cellular component (GO): nucleus
Molecular function (GO): RNA polymerase II cis-regulatory region sequence-specific DNA binding; DNA-binding transcription factor activity
Source: RefSeq, a predicted model, not a curated record